AGCGGCAUUUUAACGUCAAAUGUCAGAACUGCUAACUUGAGUUAAGGUUUUAAAAUUUUUACAAAGAAAAAGUAUUAUUUGUUAUCAAACAUUUGAAAAAUUAUGGAUGACAUUGACGUUCUGGAAGACUUACUAAUUUUAAAGGUGAUUGCAAGUAGACAACGCCAUGGAAACCAGGAGAUUUUUAAAACUCGUAAUAACCAUGGAUUUUACUCAAGCGGAGUUCAUGUAUUGGCCAAAAAGAAUCCAGAACAAUUUAUCGAAUCUACUAGGUUUACUUAUGAGCAGUUCAAAGUAUUGUUGAAUUUGGUUGAGCCAUAUCUACGUAAGUACUCCCACAGAAUUCCCAUUGAGGCAGAGCAGAGAUUGUACAUAACUUUACAUUAUUUAGCUCAUGGCGGACCUGUUCGCGUAUUAUCUAUAAAGUUUCGAAUUGGCUUAGCGACAGCCAGAUCCAUAGUUUUAGAAACGUGUGAUGUAUUGUGGCGUGUUUUGGAAAGCCAUUACAUGAGCCCACCUACUGAUGCGGAAUGGAAACAAAUUUCAGAGGAUUUUUGGAAUGUAACCAAGUUACCACAUUGUUUAGGGGCAAUAUAUGGUAAACAUGUGCCAAUAAAAGCCCCACCUAAUGUACGUGCAAAGUAUUUUAAUAAACAACUUAAAAGCAUCAUUUUACUUGCAGCUUGUGAUACCAGUUAUACUUUUACUUUUGUGGACGUUGACGAAGAUGGCGAUGAAAGAGAUGGUGGUGUGUUUAAGAAUUCCCAGUUUAGAAAUAUGAUUUUAGAUAAAUCUAUGGAUGCAACAAAUUUGCCCAACUCAGACAUAGUAUUUCCUUACUACUUCGUAGCUGAUGUCGCAUUCCCUUUAGAGAGAAACAUAAUGAAACCUUAUGAAACAGUUAGUGAUGUCAGUGAGGAAGUGUUCAACCAAAGAUUGUGUUGGGCUAUAAUGCGAAUUGAGACUGCUUUCGAUUUACUUACUUCUCGAUGGAAAGUUUUGAGCAGACCCAUAUCCUUUUCGCCAGAAAAUGCCAAAAAGAUUGUAUUAGCAACAAUAGUACUUCAUAAUUUCCUGACAUCCGGUAAUGUGAACCAUACUGAUGCAGAGAAAACAAACAAUCACAAUUUAACGAGUGUAAACAGACACGAUUUACUAACUUCUAAUACGUCGAGUCAAUUAGCUCUUAAUUUAAGAAAUGAACUUUGUGAAUAUUUGAAUUCUUCUUUAGUAUAAACAUAUGUAUGUUUGUAUAUCAAUAUUAAAAAUAAUAUAAAUAAGAAAACGAUUUAUUUUAAAGUUAA
Molecule: messenger RNA, 1304 nt
Organism: Bactrocera dorsalis (oriental fruit fly)
Lineage: Eukaryota; Metazoa; Arthropoda; Insecta; Diptera; Tephritidae
Exons: 5
Coding region: 103-1236 (377 amino acids)
Source: RefSeq, a predicted model, not a curated record